Trichomonas vaginalis G3 is the source of this 396-nucleotide messenger RNA. RefSeq lists its product as uncharacterized. NCBI's taxonomy places the organism in Eukaryota, Parabasalia, Trichomonadida, Trichomonadidae. The record is from RefSeq and is a predicted model, not a curated record. The coding region runs from base 1 to 396 and encodes 131 amino acids. The transcript has a single exon.
AUGACAUUCAAGUCUUACCAAGUUGUUGUUGAAGAAUUGGAAGAAGAAGAUGGAAAUUAUGAUUAUGAAGAAGAAAAAAUGAAUAGUGAAGAUUUAUUCUCAUUCAGUGAAGAAAAUGAUAAUGAUAAUGUCAAUUACAAUAAUAACGAUAAUGAUAAUGAUGAUAAUAAUAAUAGUAAUAGCAUUAGUGAUAGUGAUGACAGUGAAGAUGUCACAAUCGGUGACUAUGUUAUUGGUCAAGAUAAUGUUUCUCAAGGAUGUAAGAAUAAGAAGUCGAUUCUCGAUAAAGAACGUAUUCGUGAUAUUAUCAAGAACAGGAAGAAGCACAACAAGUCAACAUUCAUUUGUGGAAUCAGCAAGAAGAGGAACGGCAAGAAGUCUUUCCCAAGAUGGUAA